AUGAUCGGUGCCGCGAGGCGCUGGUUCCGGCGCAAUCGCAAGGGUCUUGCGAUCGGGGCUGGUGUGCUGGGAGCUGGCUACCUGGCUGGGCAGUAUGUGUUGUCGAAGAUCUCUGAGGCGCGCGAGCGCAUGAGUAGCGACCGAAUUGCCCGUGAGAAUUUGCGGCGACGAUUCGAGCAGAACCAGACAGAUUGUACCUAUACCGUCCUUGCUUUGCUUCCCACUGCCACGGAUAAUAUUAUUGAAGCGCUCCCCGUCGAGGAGCUGACGAAGGAGCUUCAGAAGAAGCGGGCGGAGAGACUGGCCCGGUUGGGUGCUGGGGAUACAGCAGGCUCGGACAUGACUUCAGUGUCACCCAGCACGACCGAAGACGACCGGAAGAGUCUCUCGAGCUUCCAGAGUGAAGGCUAUCUCCACACCAGCCAGCUGGGCGAGUCGGUGAUUCCGGAAGCCCAAGCCCCGCCGAAACGGAACAAGACGCAGUUGUGGAACGAGGUUAAGAUCACCUCUAUCACACGAUCAUUCACCCUCAUCUAUACCCUCUCCCUGCUCACCAUCUUCACCCGCAUCCAACUCAAUCUCCUUGGCCGUCGCAACUACCUCUCCAGUGUCAUCUCGCUGGCUACUCCCCCGGCUGACUCGACGAUCAGCCUGGAGGAUCAUGAUGACGAACUGACUCAGACCCUCGGCGAUGACUUUGAGACAAACAGGCGAUACCUGGCUUUCAGCUGGUGGCUGCUGCACCGAGGCUGGAAGGAGCUGGUAGCACGAGUUCAACCUGCCGUGGAGGAGGUCUUCGGUCCUCUUAACCCUCGUGAAGAUAUCAGUCUCGCCAAGUUGUCGGAGUUGACCCUCCAGAUUCGCAGGAAGGUGGAAGGAAAUACCGAGGAAGAGCGACGUGCCAAGAAGUGGCUGUCUUGCUUGCUGCCCCCGACAGAGGAAGAGGAGUACGUUCUACGUGAAUCGGGUGUCGAAGGAGUUGCAGACCCAUCUUCCUCGCAAACUGCCUUGAAGCUGCGCCACCUUCUUGAUGAGACAGCCGACCUUAUCGAUUCACCGUCGUUCUCCUUUGUCCUCACUCUACUCAACAAUGAAGGAUUCUCCACCCUGGUCGACGCAAAGUGCGCCAGCGAGGCCUUCCAGGCACCUGACUCGGCUGCUACGACAGUGCCACAGUCAUUUGACUCCAUGGCCACUGUUGUCCCCGCCUCAUCUGAGCGCAAGACUAAGCUUGCUAACCUGCUGGCUGUGCUGGCCCGCCAGGCUCAUGUGAUUGGGAAUGGCACUCAUCCUCCCAAUGAGUAUCUGGUUGCAAUGGACCAGAAUGUUCGUGAAUUGGAGGCCUUCUCGGCUGUGAUUUAUAGCUCCAACUUUGAGCUUGAGCUCCUCGGUGCUAGCAAAUCUGUUGCAGCGGAGAAUGGAGACUCGCCCGAUUUUGAGCCUGUUUCUUCGUCAUUUGCCGACGUGAUGGUUGAGAAGGGCCCGGAGAGUCAGCUCAGCGAAGACAUCUCCCAGAGCGUCCCCGUACUAGUUGACAACGACGUGCAAGAAAUCAAGUCUGUCACUCCUGCUGAGCAGUCGGCAUCGGAGGUUGCUGCAGACUCGGCAUUCGAGCAGGCGUGGGGCAAGGCUGUAGAAGAUGGAAAGAGCUCUUCCGAGACUGAGGAACAGGCCGCCGCUUAG
Molecule: messenger RNA, 1683 nt
Organism: Penicillium daleae
Lineage: Eukaryota; Fungi; Ascomycota; Eurotiomycetes; Eurotiales; Aspergillaceae
Product: peroxisomal biogenesis factor 3
Exons: 4
Coding region: 1-1683 (560 amino acids)
Biological process (GO): protein import into peroxisome membrane
Cellular component (GO): peroxisomal membrane
Molecular function (GO): protein-macromolecule adaptor activity
Source: RefSeq, a predicted model, not a curated record